Cantharellus anzutake is the source of this 3378-nucleotide messenger RNA. RefSeq names its product Metalloenzyme, LuxS/M16 peptidase-like protein. The record is from RefSeq and is a predicted model, not a curated record. The coding region runs from base 1 to 3378 and encodes 1125 amino acids. Gene Ontology annotation, biological process: peptide catabolic process. Gene Ontology annotation, molecular function: metal ion binding; metalloendopeptidase activity. Gene Ontology annotation, cellular component: cytosol; mitochondrion. Lineage: Eukaryota; Fungi; Basidiomycota; Agaricomycetes; Cantharellales; Hydnaceae. The transcript has 15 exons.
AUGGUUGUCCUUUCGAGACCAGCGACCUUCAAUGCCUGGCGCGACGUGCAUAGUUCCUACUCGGAGUUUACUAAGCCGAUGGUGCAAUCCGCGCAGGACGAUCGCCAGUAUAAGCUUAUAACGCUAGAUAACGGGUUACAGGCCCUCCUAAUUAGUGACCCUUCUACUGACAAGGCCGCCGCCAGUCUCAAUGUUGGUGUUGGACACCUCAGCGAUCCCGACGACCGUCCUGGACUGGCACACUUUUGUGAACAUUUGCUCUUUCUUGGUACAAAACAAUUUUCCAAGGAGAACGCAUACAGCGAGUACGUUUCCCAACAUGGGGGUGGGACUAAUGCAUAUACAUCGACCACGAACACCAACUAUCAUUUCCACAUCUCAGCAUCAGCUCUUGAAGGGGCUUUAGAGCGCUUCUCUGCAUUCUUUCAUUCUCCCCUAUUUACCCCUUCUGGUACUGCGCGAGAAGUCAAUGCCGUCGAUUCUGAAAACAAGAAAAACAUGCAGAACGACCUGUGGCGUCUCUUCCAGUUAGACAAGUCGUUAAGUGCAACUGGGAAUCGUUGGAGCAAGUUUGGGAGCGGAAAUUAUGAGAGCUUGAUGGGUCAGAAGAAGCCGCAGGAGGAUGAUGUUGUGAGUGGCACGGCAAAUGGCGCGGCGAAUGGCGACCUUCCCACCAGCGCCAAUAUCGCUGAAGCCGAACCCGAAGCGGAGGAUGGUGGUCUGGCGGGGCGAGAGGUUCGCCGGAUCUUGUUGGACUGGUACUCAAAGCAUUACUCGGCAAACAGGAUGACAUUGGCUAUACUCGGAAAAGAGCCGAUCGAGUCCUUAAUUCAGCUGACGACUAGGUUGUUUUCUCCAAUCCCUAAUCGGAAUCUACCCCCUCUCCGUAACGAUGCGUUAGAACCAUCUUCCUACCCGAAACUAGUGUCCCCUUGGGGUCCAGAUGAAGAAGGGACAACGAUUUUUGCCAAAACCGUGAUGGAUUUCCGUGCCCUAGAGCUUCGAUGGGUAGUCCCUUGGAGCGCACCACUAUAUAAGACGAAGCCAGCUCGAGUGAUCAGUCACUUCCUUGGUCAUGAAGGCGUGGGGUCCAUUUGCUCUGUUCUCAAGAAGCAAGGUUGGAUCACUGCACUCCACAGUGCAUCGUCCACUGGAGACAGGGAAAAUGGCUGGGAUUACUUCCGUGUUUCGAUGAGCCUGACGAAAGAAGGAUGGGCCAAGUAUGCAUCCAUCGUCCAAACGGUCGAUGCGUACAUUAAACUGUUGCGUUCCUCACCCAUUGCUGAUUGGCAUUUCAAUGAAAUGAAGACCAUUGCCCAGACUGACUUCCGCUUCAGCGAAAAGACUUCCCCAGACCAAUAUGUGACGCAUUUAUCAGAGGUUCUGGCCAAACCUUACGCACGCGAGGACAUUCUUAGCGCUGGAACACUACUAUACGAGUUUGACGAGGUUGCCGUGCGAGAGACCCUGAGGGGGAUGACUCUGACCAAAGCAAGACUUAUGAUGAUGGCGCGCGACGAUGCAGACUGGAGUGCAAUCCACAUAGCUAGGGAGCCACUAUUUGCCGACGGCAAGAAUGCCGGUAAAUGGGAGAAGGAGAAAUGGUAUGGCACUGAGUACCUGGUUCGCCCCUUGAACGUGAGCGAUGGUCUUGUUGUGGAGGGAUUGGCCAUGCCAGGAUCCAACGCGUUCAUCCCAACCAACCUCGAGGUGGCUAAAAAAGAAGUUACCGAGCCGCUUAAGCGACCGUUAAAGAUACGAGAAACUCCGCUAUCCACACUGUGGUACAAGAAGGAUGAUCGAUUUUGGGUCCCAAGAGCAACCUUUAUUCAAACAUUCCCCUUUUUGCUUAGCCCUCUGUCAGCUAUAACACCCCGGAACCGUGUAAUGACAAGACUCAUCGGUAACCUCGUCGAAGAUGCUCUUAUGGAAAGAACAUACGAUGCCGAUCUCGCUGGCCUCAGUUACAGGGUUAUGGGGGAAAGCGAUGGCAUAUAUGUCUCGGUCACUGGUUACAGCGACAAGCUGCCAGUUCUGUUGCGGACAAUUUUGACGGAAGUCAAAAACUUCGUCGUUGAUCCCCAGCGAUAUGACGUGCUGAAGGAACAGCUUCGCCAAGAGUGGGAGAACUCCGAGUUGGACCAGCCACAUACACUCGCUGAGCUCAAAAUUGCACAAAUCAUCCGAGAGCAAGCAUGGAGCGCUCGCGAAAGAUUGAACGAGCUUGAGUUCGUGGCUGCCGAAGACGUUCAGAAGCACCUACAGAUUUUACUCUCACGUACGCACUCCAAAGCACUCAUUCAUGGAAACGUUUCGAAGGAUAGCGCCAUUUCAGUUAUGCGGGAUGUGGAGGAUAUAUUAAGUACCCGAGGUCUCACCCCAAUCGAACAGAUAUCCACACGAAGCCACAUCCUGCCACCAGGCAAAAGCUUUGUAGUCGAGACACCUGUUCCCAACAAGGAUGACGUUAACUCCAGCAUUAUGUAUUAUUGUCAAAUUGGAGAUAGCACCGACGUCCGUCUUCGAUCCACGGCGCAUUUGCUGGCGCAAAUCACCCGCGAACCCUGUUUCGAUCAACUUCGAACGAAGGAACAGCUAGGGUAUAUUGUCUUCAGUGGUACAUGGACCACGACCGGCAUUCUAGGCUUCAAAUUUACUGUACAGAGCGAGCGCUCUCCCACGUACCUCGAAUCCCGAGUGGAUGCUUUCUUGGAGCAACUGAGAGGUUAUAUCACUGAUAUGAGUGCGGAAGCCUUCGACCGAGAAAGACAAAGUCUCAUCGACAAGAAGUUGGACAAAUUAAAAAAUCUGCGACAGGAAACGAACCGUUUCUGGAGCCACAUUCACGACGGUUACAAUGAUUUCCUACGCCAUGAAACUGAAUGCGAAACUCUCAAAACGAUCACGAAAGAUGAAGUCCUUUCCCUCCUGAUGACGCACAUUCACCCAUCAUCUCCGACUCGCAGCAAGCUAUCAGCUCACAUCUACUCUCAAACUGUUCCAUCCCCACGCAUGUCACUCGCCGCUUCCGCCGAGCUUCUCAAACACCUGAAGGCUGCAGGUAUUCCAGUCCAGGAAGGCCCAUACAACGCGGCUGCUGCGAUGCAGUUCUCCGUGGCGGUCAAUCAGACCGCGUGGAGGGAUUACUUCGACAAGGACAUGCCAGAAUUCGACAAGAAAGUCGCCGCCCAACUGAUCACUCUCAUGCCCAAAUUAGCCAAGAUGUAUCCUCUCGAGGAACCCGGGUCAGAUGCGCCGGCGAAACUCCCCGAGGGAACGAUAUUUAUUGAGGAUAUUGCCGAGUUCAAAUCAACCCUGCCUCUGGGCAAGGCGGCGCACCCGGUAGAGAUUUAUUCUGACUUUGGAUCCAAGUUGUAA